Molecule: messenger RNA, 4012 nt
Organism: Scatophagus argus
Lineage: Eukaryota; Metazoa; Chordata; Actinopteri; Scatophagidae
Gene: rybpb
Product: RING1 and YY1 binding protein b
Exons: 5
Coding region: 144-950 (268 amino acids)
Biological process (GO): positive regulation of DNA-templated transcription
Cellular component (GO): nucleus
Molecular function (GO): transcription coregulator activity; DNA binding
Source: RefSeq, a predicted model, not a curated record
UCGCUGUGCCGUGCCUCGAGCCAGCGCUGAGUGGAGCCUGUCUGCCAACAGCUUCAGCAGCGGCUCUUUCUGGAACCCACUACACUCACUGACAAUUAAAGGAGGCCCCUUUUUCUUCUUAUUUCCGAGGAUUAUUCUUCACCAUGGGCGACAAAAAGAGCCCUACCAGGCCAAAAAGACAAGCCAAACAGACCGCUGAUGACGGCUACUGGGACUGUAGCGUCUGCACCUUCAGGAACACCGCCGAGGCUUUCAAAUGCAGCAUCUGCGAUGUGAGGAAGGGCACAUCCACAAGGAAACCCAGGAUCAACUCCCAGCUGGUUGCCCAGCAAGUGGCUCAGCAGUACCCCAUGCCUCCCCCACCUAAAAAGGAGAGGCGGGAGAGGAGUGAGCGCACAGACAAGGAGCGCCCAGACGGCGAAGGAGAGCGCGCCAAUGGAGAGGGACGCCCAGAGGGUGAGCGUCCAGAGAGAGUGAGGCCAGAGGCAGACACUCCCGAGAAAGAAAAGAGUGACAAGGAACAGCCAAUCAAAGACAAACCUGACACAGAGAAGGACAUCAGCCCGGCCAUCACAAAGAAGCCCAGCAGCAAAAAGACCAGACCCAAAUCAGACAACCAUCAGAGCUCACCCAGUGACAAACACAGCAUACAAUCUGGCAAAUCGGCAACCAAGACCAACAAGAACUCUCACAUUUCCAGGCCCAAACUGAAGAACAUUGACCGGAGCACCGCCCAGCAGUUGGCUAUCACUGUAGGAAACGUGACAGUGAUCAUAACAGACUUUAAGGAGAAGACCCGCUCCUCUUCCACGUCCUCGUCCACCAUCACAUCCAGCGCGGGCUCCGAACAACAGCACCAGAGCUCCGGCUCCGAGAGCAUGGACAAGGGCUCGUCGCGCGCCUCCACGCCUAAGGGGGAUCUCUCUGUGGGGCACGACGAGUCGUUCUGAGGCCCUGUUCAAUUUGCCCCAUGCCCCCCCGUCCGCCAUCCUCACCCUGCGCCGCUCCCCCUUUUCCCCAUGUUUUCUGGACACAAUGGAUCCCAUAAGGGGAGAGAUUUCACCUUUCCCAUCGCUGCCCUGCCUCCAUUCCAUGACCAACCCCGGAUCCUGAGAGGAACAGUGCGGUGCGCCUGCUGGAGGAACAAACACUCUGCUGAGGAAACUUCCCUCGUGGUUACACCAGUGGCACAGGCGAGGCAAGCUGGGCUACAAGGCAUAUAAUGGCCCCAUCCCCAACCUCCCCUGCGGUAGCAUCCAGACACUUGUAUGUAUUGUUUUAUAUUCGUAUGUGGAUGUGAGGCCAAGUCGACUUUUUUUUUUUGUUUUUGUAAAGAAGAAUUCUCCGCUGGGCACAAUAACCACCAUCAUUUCAAUAACUUUAAACUAUUAUUACCCUUAUUUAUUACUUGUUGCACCUGUAUACUUUGAUGUUCUACUUUUUUAUGUUGAAGCUUGGCUGUGUUAGCUCUGCCGAUCGGUCAUUCCUUCAGUGUUUUUAUUACAGCUUGAAAAUGAUAGGACAAGACUCGAGUCACACACACACAGACAAACAGACACACACAAACACACACACACACACACACACACUGGUGCUAGAUACACUGUGAAGCGGUUUUGCAGAUCUGGGAUUGCCCAUUCACUCAAUGUGACAAAGUGCUGAUGAAUCAAAUUCUCAUUCACUUUCCUCAACAACACUGUCUCACUCUGAACACUGUCGGGACCUCCGUCAGGUCCAUCUACAUGUUCUGUACAGGUUAACGUGCAUCAGUCGGCCACCUGAGGUUCACACGCCUGACUUUUUCAACUAGAUUGUCUAUGAUUUAGUAUGCUAUAGCAAAUCUCUUAUACAGCAUCUUAUAUCCUUAACUGUACAGUGUAGGCUGUUGUGUAAAACACUAAAAGCUGUUGAUAUUUUUUGCAUUCCGUUCUUCAAUGUUGAGUUUUCUGGCCGAAGGUGGGGCUGCUCCUCGCAGCUCUCGAGCCAGAGUUUUUUCUGUUGUGACUGAAGGAUGGUUCCGCACAGUUCCACUUGGUAAAACCAUAUCGAACUGUAAAAUAGGCCUGUUGUGUCAAGCUGUUGUGAAUCGAUCUCAUUUUUUCUUUUGUUGCGGUCCUGAAGACGACUUUGAAUCUUCAUUCUCUCUCCCUGAAAACAAGUGCAAACUCGUGAACAAUUUUGCAAAGACUGACAAUUCAAUUGACUUUUCUUUUUUUUUUUUUUUUUUUAAUUAAUUUAAGACUCCUGUCAAUGAAGGCAAAAAAAUAUUGCAGUAGUUAAUAAAACACAAUUGCUCUUUGAAUUUUUAGAACAGCAAGGCUUAUUUAAGGGUUUUAAUUCACUUUCACCUUAGCUGAAACUAGAUCAACAUAAUUUCCUUUUUAACUGUAUGAAAUUGUAUAAAGAAUAAAUGUGUAUAUGAUAUCUUAGUUUUAUUUAUUGAAGGACCAAAGGAAUUUCAUAAUGACAUGAUAAAUAGACAGAUAAAUAACAAUUUGAAAUGCAAUUAUCUAAUGUGUGAGAUGAAUAACAGUUUAAAUAAAGACUAAUAUAAUCCAUGUAAAUGGUGUUCUUAUUGUCCACUUUUCUCUGUGUACGGCUAAUCUGGGGCAGAGAACCGUCAGUAGUCGAAGAACUUUACCGGCUCUGCACCCGCUGGUGGAUCUCGCCUCACUCUGCAGGCGAUGAGAAGCAGGCUGGGUGCGGGUGGGUAGCUGAGAAGAGCUCUGGGUCUGCUGGGUCAAGGCCUUUGGCUUUAGUAAACCCCCCCCCCCCUCCUCCUUCACUCUGCUGGACUGCCACAGUACAUUUAGCCCCCCCACACCCCCACCCCCCACCCCAUCAGAGGCCCCCGACUCGCUCCCAGAGCAACUAAAACCAGGUUAGGUGAGGUUAACAAGUGAACUAAAAGCUUUGCAAUUUCACACGUAUAGGGAUGAUAAUCAUAUGUGUGUCGUAAGCAAUGUUUGAAACCCCAGAGAUACGUGUUCAUAAGUUUGUUUUUUUUCUGCUCUUAAACUAUGGUUAAAAUGUAAUUAUGUACUUUAUUGCAUACAAAUAUGGAAUCAGUGUUCAAAGUGAGGAAAAGCAAUGUGAAUAGAAGUAAAAAAAAAGCAGGACUGUUGAGUCAGAGGGGGAAAAAAUUCUUUGUCCAAUUUUUACUGAGAAUAAAAGCCUGUUUGUAAUGCAAUCUGUUAGAACUGGGCCUAAAAAGCCAUUUUUUUUCACCUGCCUUAUCUGCAACCACAUUCACUUGACUGAGUACUCCGACAGAAAGGAUUCAUUGUUAAAUUAUUGACAAAUGGCCAUUUGCUGAGUAUAUGAAUUAUUGCUUGUAUAUAGAAAUUUAAAAAGGUGCAAAAGCAAACACUAUGACUAAUGGCAUUGGAGCUGAAGUCUUUUGUUUCCUGUUUCCUUUCCGCGCAAGCAGUUCUGUUCUUGUGUGCGACCAGUAACCUUAAUUUACUGUGUAAAGAUGGUUACAUUUUUUAGCUUUGUUUGUCAGAGACCCAAAUAUAGAAGGCUUGUUUACUGACUGUAUAACCUUAACCGUGAAUUUCCAAUUAAGUGUAUUAUACAAACUCAUUUCUUCCUAUAACAAUGUCUUGUACAAUGCUUUUAAAGUUAUUGCUCGGUUUUAAAGAAAAAAGAAAAAAAAAUGUUUUAGGGACAGUACAAUAAUCCAUUCUUUGUUUAAUUGAAUUUUUAGUUUUUCUGUUUUUGUUCUGUUUUAUUUUGUUUUUGUUUUGUUUGUUUUUUUAACUUAUAGCUGAUGUGUCAUUGUUUCCCCUUGUGAAAUGGUCACAUUAUGUUCCUGGUGUGGAAAUGUACGCAGCAUUUUCAGCGGAUCACGGCUCCUUGUCUAGCUUAUAAUGUUAAAAUAAUACAUGUUUCUGGCAUGUGCACGACUUUGCGCUUAUAGGCUAACCUGAUCAUUUUCCUCCGCUUCAAAUAGAAAUGUCUAUUUAUGAAUUUUGCUUGUAGUUUUUCACAAAUAAAAUUGUUAAAGUUA